AUGUCACUCGGCCGCACCUUCACCCUCAACUCGGGGUACAAGAUCCCCGCCAUCGGUCUAGGAACCUGGCAAUCCGCCCCCAACAAAGUCAAAACCGCCGUCGAAACCGCCCUCAAGACCGGCUACCGCCACAUCGACGCCGCCUCCGUCUACGGCAACGAGGCCGAAGUCGGCGCCGGCAUCAAGGCCUCCGGCGUCCCGCGGGAAGAAAUAUUCAUAACGUCCAAACUCUGGAACAACGCGCACCGCGCCGCGGACGUCGAAAAAGCACUCAACAAGUCCCUCUCCGACCUGCAACUCACCUACAUAGACCUGUACCUCAUCCACUGGCCCGUCGGCUUCGUCUCCUCGCCCGAGAUCUUCCCGACAGAGCCCGACACAAACCUGAUCGCGCUCGACAACGUGCCCAUAAAGGAGACAUGGCAGGCGCUGGAGCGCCUCGUGGAGCAGGGGAAGGUGCGCAGUAUUGGCGUGAGUAACUUUACGAGGGAGAGGAUCGAGGAGAUUCUGGCGUUCGCAAAGAUCCCCCCCGCUAUAAACCAAAUCGAAGCCCACCCCUACCUACAACAGCCCCCGCUCCUCACGUGGUGCAAAGCCCAGAACAUCCUCAUCACCGCCUACAGCCCGCUCGGCAACAACAUCUACAACCUCCCCCGCGUCGUCGACGACCCGCUCGUCGUCGAGAUCGCCUCGCAGCUCGGCAAGCAGCCCGCACAGGUGCUCAUCAACUGGGCUGUCCAGCGCGGGACCGUCGUGCUGCCAAAGAGCGUGACGCCUGCUAGAAUCGCCACUAAUUUCGAGGAGUUUGUUGUUCCCGAGGAGGCGUUUGAGAAGAUUUCGGCGCUGGAGAGGAAGGGCAGGAUGAACUAUCCGCUUAGGUGGGGAAUUGAUGUGUUUGGGGAGAAGAGUGAGGAGGAGGCGAAGAAGGUGGCGAGAGACUGGGCGGAGGGGCAGAAAAGGUUGAAGGCGGAGAAGGGGGGGGAGUAG
This is a messenger RNA of Morchella sextelata, 987 nucleotides long. RefSeq lists its product as uncharacterized. Gene Ontology annotation, molecular function: aldose reductase (NADPH) activity. The transcript has 4 exons. The coding region runs from base 1 to 987 and encodes 328 amino acids. Gene Ontology annotation, cellular component: cytosol. NCBI's taxonomy places the organism in Eukaryota, Fungi, Ascomycota, Pezizomycetes, Pezizales, Morchellaceae. The record is from RefSeq and is a predicted model, not a curated record.